AUGCCAACACCGACUGUUAUUCCUGUUGGUUGCCCACCUGGUCUAGAAUAUCUAAGUCAGAUCGAUCAACUAUUAAUUCAUCAAGUUGUGGAAAUUUUUGAAGGUAACCCAAACCUUGGCAAACUAGAGCAAGCAGCGAAUCUACUCGUAUUGAAUCGUCCCUUGAUGACCAACUGGGAAACAUUGAAUAGAUUCACGGUCAAGAAUACCAUGGGACAACAAGUUUUUUUCGCUGCUGAAAAAAAUGACUGCCUCAACCUGCAAUGCUGUGGGCCUAUACGAUCGUUUGAAAUGAGCAUUACAGACAACAGUAACCGGGAAAUCAUUCAUUUAGUUCGUCCUCUACGAUGUGAUGAGUGCUGCUUUCCGUGCUGUUUGCAAGAAAUGGAAGUUCAAUCUCCGCCUGGCACUACCAUCGGUUAUAUUGAGCAAAAAUGGACCAUAAUCUUUCCGGAGUUUAAUAUUAUGGAUGCUAACAAAAACGUACUGUUGAAAAUCAAGGGACCUUGCUGGACUUGUUCUUGCUGUAAAGACGUUAAUUUUGAGGUAACUUCUGCUGAUGGCAGUCAAUCUGUUGGUAGAAUUACUAAGCAGUGGUCUGGAUUGGCAAAGGAAGUAUUUACGGAUGCUGACAACUUCGGAAUUAGUUUUCCAAUGGACCUGGACGUAAAAGCGAAGGCUACUUUAUUGGGAGCUGUCUUUCUUAUUGAUUUCAUGUUCUUUGAAGACAGCUGCAAUAAUAAUAAUUACGGUGGCAGUAAUUAG
Molecule: messenger RNA, 765 nt
Organism: Trichoplax adhaerens
Lineage: Eukaryota; Metazoa; Placozoa; Uniplacotomia; Trichoplacea; Trichoplacidae
Exons: 8
Coding region: 1-765 (254 amino acids)
Biological process (GO): plasma membrane phospholipid scrambling
Cellular component (GO): plasma membrane
Molecular function (GO): phospholipid scramblase activity
Source: RefSeq, a predicted model, not a curated record